Molecule: messenger RNA, 828 nt
Organism: Chlorella variabilis
Lineage: Eukaryota; Viridiplantae; Chlorophyta; Trebouxiophyceae; Chlorellales; Chlorellaceae
Exons: 5
Coding region: 1-828 (275 amino acids)
Source: RefSeq, a predicted model, not a curated record
AUGAGCACGGCCUGCCACGGCGCCCGCCGCCUGCGCCGCGCCCGCGGCGGCGGCAGGGGCGGGCCUGCCCGCGGCAGCCACGUCCUGUGGAAGGCAGCCUCCGCAUACCUGAGGAGGUAUGCGGAGGCUAAGCUCAUCAUCACCACGCGCCUCCACUGCGGCGUGCCGGCGGCGGGGAUGGGCGUCCCAGUCAUCCUGGUGAAGCACAAGGAUGGUGUGACGGGGCGCUUCGACGGCUUCCACCACCUGUUCCACACCAUUGACAUCUGGAAGCAGCGUGACAAAGCAAAGGCCUUCCUGCAGGCGUUCGACUACGGCGCGCCACCACCCAUCCCCGCGCGCACGGGACCCGCCCCGGAGUGGAGGGCGCUGCGUUGCGCGCUGCUGGGCCACGUCACGGCGCACCACCCCACGCUGCUGGACGCCAUCUACGCCCAGUCGCUCACCCCCGCCUUUGAGCGCUGCGAGGCGUUCCGCGAGUACCAGCUCAGCGGCAAGGGCUUGCUGACCCAGCUGACGCAACUCCAGGAGGCGCUGAAUAAGGGCGGCGCCAGCCGGCUGGAGCACUAUGUGCACAACGUGGUGGGCACUCUCAACCUGGCGCCCGCCAUAUUUGGGCAGCGCGAGACCUACCUGGAUGCAGUACAGCGUCGGCAGGACCACGAGGCUCUGACACAGCUACGCACCGUCAUCACGUGCACCAACGCCAUCACGGGCCAGUUGGGCGUGCGUGCCCAGUACGUCUCCCUGCACAUAGUCGCCGCCACCGCCAAGGUGCUGGGCCCCUGCGAGGUGUCUGUGUACAGCCUCGGCACGGUCCCGGCCUGA